CUCUGCUCUAAAACUCCAAGAAACUCAUUCACUCUCACAGUCUGAUUCCAGCAAACCCCAUUUAACUCAUCUAGUACCUCAGAAUUGUUAAACAUGGAGACUGUUUCAUCACACACACGUGAAUCCAGCAGUAAGAGGAAAGUGAUCGCGGUAGUGGGAGGCGGUUUGGUUGGAUCUUUGAACGCCUGCUUCUUUGCCAAACGAGGAUUUGACGUUGCAGUAUUUGAAUCUCGGGAAGAUAUUCGGCAGGCAAAAGUCGUGAGGGGUCGAAGCAUCAACUUGGCCCUGUCCCAUAGGGGGCGCCAGGCCCUGAAACAUGUGGGAAUGGAGGAUAAGAUAGUCUCUAAAGGCAUUCCCAUGCAUGCCCGUAUGAUCCAUAAUACGAAUGGAAAACGUUCUCCCAUACCCUACGGCAAGAAGGGACAGUACAUCCUCUCAGUGGACAGAGCCAACCUCAACAAGGAGCUGCUAGCAGCGGCAGACACAUUUCCAAACACUACACUGAACUUUAAUCACAAGCUGCAUGAGUGGAGUCCAAAAACAGGAGCAAUGACCUUUAUUGGACCUGAUGGCCAAAGGAAGGAGUUGCAGGCUGAUCUGAUCGUAGGCUGCGAUGGAGCUUUCUCUGCUGUCAGGAAGCAGUUCUUACGGCAAAGUCGUUUCAAUUACAGCCAGACGUACAUUCCCCACGGGUACAUGGAGCUCACCAUCCCUCCUAAAGACGGAGAUUUUGCGAUGGAGCCCAAUUAUUUGCACAUUUGGCCCAGGAACACUUUUAUGAUGAUUGCCCUGCCUAACUUGGACAGGACGUUCACAUGCACCCUCUUCAUGCCCUUUGAAGAUUUCGAGAAGAUCCGCAGUGGUGACGAGGUCAUUCGUUUCUUCCAGAAAUACUUCCCUGACUCUAUACCUCUAAUAGGAGUUGAGGCUCUGAAACAGGAUUUCUUCCGGCUGCCGCCCCAGGCCAUGGUCUCCGUGAAGUGCUCCCCGUUUCAUCUGUUUGAUAAGUGUGUUCUCAUGGGAGAUGCGGCCCACGCUGUGGUCCCGUUCUACGGUCAAGGUAUGAAUGCGGGAUUUGAGGAUUGUUUAGUUAUCGACGAAAUUAUGGACCAGUUGAAUGAAAACAUUGCUGCUGUUCUUCAAGAAUACACCAGAGUUCGAGUACCUGACGAUCACGCCAUAGCUGACCUGGCCAUGUACAACUAUGUAGAGAUGAGGGCGCAUGUCAAUUCCAAAUAUUUCCUGUUCCGAAAAUACCUGGACAAUAUCCUUCACGUCAUCAUGCCAAAAACAAUCGUCCCCCUUUACACAAUGGUCACAUUCACCAGAACACGGUACCAUGAAGCGGUGAAUCGCUGGCAUUGGCAAGAUAAGGUGAUCACUCAAGGUCUGUGGCUGUGUGGAGUUGUGUCCGCUGCAGGAGGGAUGUAUGUCUUGGUCAGAAACUCUCACAAACUCCCCAACAUCUCUGCAGAGCACCUGUGGACCCGCAUACUCGCUUUAAAGCGCUUCUAAUGUCCAUGCACAGGAAAGCCUGUGUUGAUGUUUACUCACCAAAGAGCUUUCAUAGUUCUGUACUGGACCAAAAUUUAAAUCUUCAGUAUCAGUGGCAUUAUGUUGAUUACCACAGGAAAUAAUUUUAGUGUAGUGCACUUUUCCAGAUGGUUUAAAAGCAGAAAUGUGCAGCUGGUAUGAUUGUUAAAGCACUUAUCUUCUCAUCAACAUGUAUCAUCUCAUAAUGCAAAGCUACUUAUAUUGCAUUCAAGGUAUACAUGUUAUCUGUU
Molecule: messenger RNA, 1784 nt
Organism: Rhinichthys klamathensis goyatoka
Lineage: Eukaryota; Metazoa; Chordata; Actinopteri; Cypriniformes; Leuciscidae
Product: kynurenine 3-monooxygenase
Exons: 15
Coding region: 94-1515 (473 amino acids)
Biological process (GO): quinolinate biosynthetic process; NAD+ metabolic process; L-tryptophan catabolic process
Cellular component (GO): mitochondrial outer membrane
Molecular function (GO): kynurenine 3-monooxygenase activity; NAD(P)H oxidase H2O2-forming activity; FAD binding
Source: RefSeq, a predicted model, not a curated record